Lycium ferocissimum is the source of this 2420-nucleotide messenger RNA. RefSeq lists its product as uncharacterized. Gene Ontology annotation, biological process: transmembrane transport; metal ion transport. The transcript has 8 exons. NCBI's taxonomy places the organism in Eukaryota, Viridiplantae, Streptophyta, Magnoliopsida, Solanales, Solanaceae. Gene Ontology annotation, cellular component: membrane. The record is from RefSeq and is a predicted model, not a curated record. Bases 607 to 2265 code for a protein of 552 amino acids. Gene Ontology annotation, molecular function: metal ion transmembrane transporter activity.
CCCUUAUGCUUUCCUCUCCACUCAAGUUAUAUCCAAAUACAGUGUAUAAUUCAUUGCAAAUUACGCAAUUGGCUAUAAUCCUUGAAAGUUAGCAAAAUUUGGCUAUUUAUGUAAUAUUUGUUGUUUCUACUUAUUUUGGACUAAUUCACAGAGCACUUCAAUAAUUAUUGUUAGAACCAUUUGAUCAAAGACAAUAUGGGACAUCUUUCUCUGUCUCUGUCUUCUUUGAGACAGCUUUACGAGACUUGUAUAGAUAGUCCGUAUUCUUUACUUUGAUAAACUGGUAAUCGGGAUUUCUUGUUUGUUAAAUGAUGGACAAAGUUAUCUUUUGUAAAUAAGCAAUUGAAGCAUGGGUUUGUUUUAAAUUUUUAACUUCCCAUUGUUACUUAAAAACUUUGUAUACUACUAUAUAUAUGGAUGAGCUUGUGGGGAGAAAACGGAUUAUGGCAUGGCUCGAGGAACAUCCUAAUAAUAUGAUAAUGGCUAAUUCAGAAGGCUUUCUAUUCGCGGAAUAUUGGGAAAUUUGGUUCUUGUUUGCCACUCACUUAUGCUGAGAAGACAUCACUGGACUUUGUAAUUUUUGUUUCUGUUGAAAAUAAGGGUAGCAUGAGUGAGGGCCACACUUCACAAAGCAGUAGGCCUAGGAAGCCUGAGCACUACCAUAAGGAUGUCAUGCCAGGGAGUGAGCUGUGGACUGAUGGACUUAUUUGUGCUUUCGAGUUUGUUAGAGGGCACAAAAAACUUGGACCAAAAUCUGUUACCAAAGAUUUACCACCUAAUGAAAUAGAUAAUGAAAUAGUUAAAAGGCCAGCGCGUGCUUAUAAAGUGGCUGAGGCUCCUUCUCAAGGAACCAACGGGGACAGUUUGCCGGAUACGAGAUCAAAGGAGAUUUGUCCAACGGAUGGCAAGAUGGAUAACCAAAGCUCUUCCCAACAGCAUCUGGAAAGAAUUGGAGGGAGCCAUUGGAUUCCUAUUGGCUGGGCUAGGAUCUCUGAACUCGUCCAAACUGUUCAAGCGGAUGUUGGAUGGUCCACCCAGCAGUUUGAUCUCACGGAUGAUGAAGAUGAUCUCACUGUUGCGGAUUUAGCCGCUCCCUACUGGGAGCGUCCAGCUGGACCUAUUUGGUGGUGCCAUGUGACUGCUGGUCAUCCUUCUGUGGAUGCAUGGCUCAGUAAUGCCCCGUGGUUACAUCCCGCAAUUAGUGUUGCUUUAAGAGAUGAAGGUCGGCUGAUAAGUGAAAAGAUGAAACACCUCUUAUAUGAGGUCCCUGUAAGAGUGGCUGGAGGGCUAUUAUUUGAGCUGUUGGGGCAAUCUGCUGGUGAUCCAUAUAUUAAUGAAGAUGACAUCCCCAUUGUAAUUCGUUCUUGGCAAGCACAGAACUUUUUAAUAACGGUUUUGCACGUGAAAGGAUCAGCAACCAACCUCAAUGUUUUGGGUAUCACAGAAGUUCAGGAACAACUUCUUACCGGUGGCUAUAAUGCACCAAGGACAGUACAUGAAGUCAUUGCGCUUUUAGCUAACCGCCUUGCUAGGUGGGAUGACAGAUUGUUUCGGAAAUUGGUAUUUGGUGCAGCAGAUGAAGUGGAAUUGAAGUUCGUUAACAGGAGGAACAAGGAAGAUCUGAGUCUCUUAGUAAUAAUUCUCAACCAGGAAAUCAGAAGAUUAUCAAGACAGGUUAUCAGAGUGAAAUGGUCUCUUCAUGCUAGGGAAGAGAUUAUUUUUGAACUUGUUCAGCAUUUGAGAGGAAAUACAACUAGAAUUCUACUUGAAGGAAUAAGAAAGAGUACGAGGCAAAUGAUUGAAGAGCAAGAAGCAGUUCGUGGACGCUUAUUUACUAUUCAAGAUGUCAUGCAGAGCAAUCUCCGCGCGUGGUUGCAGGAUAGGAGCCUCAGAGUUUCUCAUAAUUUGGCUGUCUUUGGUGGAUGUGGCCUUGUUCUUUCAAUCAUCACCGGUCUUUUUGGAAUCAACGUGGACGGGAUCCCUGGAGCUCAGAACACACCAUAUGCGUUCGGACUAUUCUCAGUCCUCCUUGUCGUCCUAGGCAGCGUACUAAUUGCUGUUGGGUUGCUAUACCUCGGGUUAAAAAAGCCUAUCAGUGAAGAACAGGUCGAAAUUAGGAAACUCGAAUUGCAGGAGUUGGUCAACAUGUUCCAACAUGAGGCUGAGACUCACGCGCAGGUUCAUAAGCAUCUCUCUCGGCAGAACUUGCCCCCUACAGCUGGUGAUAAGUUGAUUGAUGAUGCAAAUUAUGUUCUCAUCGAAUGACUUCAACAGCCCUCGAAAUAGUAGGAUAAUCAAGACAUCAAUGGUCAAGGACUUUUAGCGUACAACUGUAUUGGUGCCUAUUUACUUGUAAAAGAUCUUUCAAAUUCUUCUUGUAAAUCAUCUGAGUUACUACCAAUAAGCAGUUUUUCUUCCUA